AUGGGGCCUACGGCGAUAGCGCCGGACCUAGUACAAGGACUUGUGCGAGAGACGUUGGAUGCGGAUUUAUCCGAGCAGCUAGAUGAUGCCACAGACAAAGAGACUGCGUUCAUGGAUGACCUGGACACCGACUCCGAUACAAGCACGGAGCAGCGAGAGGUGCUAAUUCCUGCACCUACCGGCGAGCUUACCUUGCAAGCGUUUUGGGCAUCUAACAUUCCAUGGCAUAGACGCCUAAUACUCAUUUCGGCCAGCAUUGCGAUCAACAUUGGACUCCCCUUCAUUAACGGCGUCUUUCUUGGGUUUGGCGAGAUUUUUGCGCGUGCAUUUCUUGCGCCGUGGUUGGGUCUUGCGCCGCCAUUGCUCAACUUCAAUCCCUUUUCUCCAUCUCCAGCCGAUGUGCCGCCACUCUCCUCGAUACCCCCUGGCGGCCUCCGUUCAUGGGCAAAAGGUGCCAAAGAAAAGGCAGCAGACGCACAAGCGAGCGUUGCAGAGCUAUAG
Malassezia vespertilionis is the source of this 501-nucleotide messenger RNA. RefSeq lists its product as uncharacterized. The transcript has a single exon. Gene Ontology annotation, cellular component: mitochondrial outer membrane. The record is from RefSeq and is a predicted model, not a curated record. Gene Ontology annotation, biological process: protein insertion into mitochondrial outer membrane; mitochondrial outer membrane translocase complex assembly. The coding region runs from base 1 to 501 and encodes 166 amino acids. NCBI's taxonomy places the organism in Eukaryota, Fungi, Basidiomycota, Malasseziomycetes, Malasseziales, Malasseziaceae.